AUGUCCUCCUCCUUCGAAGGCCGCGUAAUCGCCAUCACCGGCGCCGCCUCCGGCAUGGGCCUCGCGCUCUCCAAACUGCUCUCCAGCCGCGGCGCCUCCCUCUCCCUCGCCGACGUUCAGGAAUCCGCCCUCUCCUCCGCCCUCGAAGCCGUAAAAGCCGAAUCCUCAAACUCUUCCGCCAAGUUCCUAACCUGCAAGACCGACGUGCGGGACCGCAGCCAGGUCGACGCCUGGAUAAAGCAGACAGUCGACGAGCUGGGCGGGCUGCACGGCGCAGCGAACUUAGCGGGGGUGAUAGGCCGAAACCACGAUUCAAAGGGUGUCGAAGACCAGGAUUCGGGGGAGUGGGAUUUUGUAUUGGGGGUGAACCUCACCGGCGUGAUGCACUGCCUCUCGGCCCAGGUGCGGCACUUUUCGAAGGAGGGCGGGAGCAUCGUCAAUGCGGCGAGUAUCGCUGGACUGAUGGGGCGGCCGAACACCAGCGCAUAUGUGGCGAGUAAGCAUGGCGUUAUUGGACUGACGAGGAGUGUGGCCAAGGAGACCGGGGUGCGGCGGAUUAGGGUCAACUGUAUUGCGCCUGGGUACAUACUUACGCCGAUGGUCGAGAAAGCGUCUAAGAUCAGCGACCAACCUGUAGACACAAAUCCGGAGAUCAAGGCGACUGCACUGCAGCGGGCGGGUAAGGCGGAGGAGGUUGCCAGGCUCAUCGCGUUUCUGCUGAGUGAGGAGUCGUCUUACAUCACAGGGGCGGUGCAUACCAUUGAUGGCGGCUGGGUCUGCUAG
Molecule: messenger RNA, 783 nt
Organism: Coniosporium apollinis CBS 100218
Lineage: Eukaryota; Fungi; Ascomycota; Dothideomycetes
Exons: 2
Coding region: 1-783 (260 amino acids)
Molecular function (GO): oxidoreductase activity
Source: RefSeq, a predicted model, not a curated record